This is a messenger RNA of Arxiozyma heterogenica, 4164 nucleotides long. It is a transcript of the gene PAN1, whose product is annotated as actin cytoskeleton-regulatory complex protein PAN1. The record is from RefSeq and is a predicted model, not a curated record. Gene Ontology annotation, molecular function: calcium ion binding; protein binding. NCBI's taxonomy places the organism in Eukaryota, Fungi, Ascomycota, Saccharomycetes, Saccharomycetales, Saccharomycetaceae. The transcript has a single exon. Bases 1 to 4164 code for a protein of 1387 amino acids. Gene Ontology annotation, cellular component: plasma membrane; mating projection tip; cytoplasm. Gene Ontology annotation, biological process: endocytosis; endosomal transport; actin cortical patch assembly.
AUGUACAAUCCAUAUCAGGGUCAACCUGCAAAUAGUGGAUUCCUAUCGGGCAGUAAUUAUUAUCAACCCCAACAAGUACCACAGCCACAACCUCAAGCACAAGGACAAGCUCAAGGUCAACCUCAAUUACAACAGAAUGUUUAUCAACAACCACAACAGAUACAAUCUUCUUACGGUACCAUGCCACAACAAAAUUAUGCUGUAGGCAUGAAUCAACUCCAACCAACUUCUAAUUUACAAUCCAAUCAAUUAGGAGGAUUUCAGAGUUACCAACCAUUACAGACCCAGUCUCAAGUUAACCAACCUCAACUCACUCAACCAUUACAGCAGCAAAGUACAGGGUAUUACUCUAAUAUGGAAAAUAACCAAACCUUAAGUGGAUCUUCUCUACAACAACCACAGAAACAGUUUCAACCUCAAGGUACUGGUUACUAUCCAACUAGGUCCGCUUCUCAGCCUUCAUUGCAGCCUCAAAUAACUAAUCAACAAUCAAUGACCACCUCCUUACCACCACAAGUCACUGGACAAUACCAGAUUCCACAACAGCCUUUAUUGCCUCAACAAACUGGAUUCUAUGUUCAACAAUCUCAAGUUCCAUUAGAACCUUUGAAACCAACUGCUACUGGAUUUGUUAAUUCUUUUGCCAACAAUGGUUUAAACAAUGAUAUAAAAAUUCCUGCAAUUAGACUGUCAUUUAUCACUGCUAAUGAUCAAGCUAAAUUUGAGACUCUAUUUAGAUCUGCAGUUAAACCUGGGUCCAACACAAUCACCGGUACUGAUUGUAGAGCUAUUUUAUUAAAAUCUGGGCUUCCACCAUCUCAAUUAGCUAAGAUAUGGGCACUUUGUGAUACCAGCAAAGCUGGUGAACUGUUGUUUCCUGAAUUCGCAUUAGCUAUGCAUUUGAUUAAUAAUGUCUUACAAGGUGAUUCUAUCCCUUAUGAAUUGGAUACAAAAACAAAGAAUGAAGUCAACAGUUUUAUAGAUGCAAUCAAUUUAAGCAUUGCUUCGAGUAAAAACACUCCAAAAACCCCAUUUGAUGAAAUGAUUACAGCUGGUAUGACCACUUUACAACCUCAACCUACCGGAUUGAUGCCAUCAACAAGUUUUGGUAUGCCAGCUCAAAUUACAGGUGGUGUAAUGAUACCACAGACAAGUUUCGGUAUACCAGCUCAAAUCACUGGUGGUGCAACAGGAUUAACUACUCAAAUUACAGGUGGUGCUAUGAUGCCUCAAACAAGUUUUGGAAUGCCACCACAAUUAACUGGGGGCGUUUUACAAUCUCAAAUUACUGGUGGAUUUCAACCUAAUUUAAACCAACCACAAAAUGGUAAUAUGAUAAUGCCACAAAUUUCAUUUAAUCAACAGCCAGGAUCUGUUCCAUCACAACAGAUAUUACAACCUCAAGCUACUGGUUAUUUACCACCUUCCAAUUUUAAUCCAACUAUGCCAUUAACAGCUCAAAAGACUGGGUUUGGAAAUAAUGAAAUUUACUCCCAAACUAAUUUUGCUAAUAAAAUGACAUCAAUUGAUAAUACAGAUAACGAUAGAAUAUCUCCUGAAGAAAAGUCUUUGUUUUAUAGUAUUUUUGAAACUUACGAUUCCCAAGGUAAAGGCAUUUUAGACUCUCCAACUGCUGUAGAAAUUUUCAGAAAAUCAGGUCUAAACAGAGCUGACUUAGAACAUAUUUGGAAUUUAUGUGAUAUUAAUAAUAGCGGACAAUUAAACAAGCAAGAAUUUGCCCUUGGUAUGCAUUUGGUUUAUAGAAAAUUAAAUGGCAACCCAUUACCAAAUAGAUUACCUCCAAGUUUAAUCCCAUCCAGUAACCUAAUUUUGGAUAAUGUGAAAAAUCAACUAAAAAAUGAGGAUAAUACAAUUAAGAAUCAAUCAAAAAUUAAUGCAUUGAAUUUUAAAAAUAAUGAUGAUGAAGAUGCUUUACCUACAUUCAGAAACCGUAGAAAGAUAUUUUCCACAAACACCACUAUGGAAGAGAAGAAACAGCCUCAACCAUCAGGUGAAUCUAAAAAUAAUAAUUCAGUUACUAGUGGUGCUGAAUCUAAGUACCCACCAAUUGACGACAUUACAAAUGAAAAUACUCAUAAUCAAAAAUCUCAACAACAAUAUACAAAGGCUGAAAUCCAAUCUUCUGAAUCUAAACCUGUCCAAACAGUCACCAAAAUCUCUUUAAAAGAUGAAGUAAAAUUAAUUGAAAGAUUACAAGAUGAAUUAAAGGCUAUUCAAAUUCCAACAAUAAACCAAUCUAUUUCCUCUGACCUUCAAGUUAGAUUAGAAAAUGUUUUUGCUAAGAUCCCCGAUUUAUUCACUCAAAUUACUAAUAUGGAAAAAGAAAUUACUGAUGCCAAGAUCAAAUUAUUCAAAUCAAAGAAUCCAAGUUCUAUUAUUGGUACCGGCGCCAAUGGUGAGAUCACUGAAAAUGAUAGAAGAAAAGCUAAGAGCAGGGAAUUAUUAAGAUCCAGAAUGGCAACAUUAACUGGCAAGUCCACUGCAGGUACCGCCCAGGUUGAAUCUAACAAAUACACCGAGGAAAUUGAAAAAAUCCAAAAUGAAGGCAAAGCAAACAAAGAGGUUAUUGAUGAUGUCAAAACAUCCAUUUCUGAUAUCUCUGCUUCUCUUAAAUCAUAUUUAAUUGGGAAGUUAUUAGAUAAUGAUAAUGGUAAUUUUGAAAAAUGGGAAUUUGGUAUUGGUUUGGAACCACCUAUUCGAAAUUUCAUUCGUCAAUUGAAUAUAAAAAUAUUACCCAAUAAAUCAAAUACGAAUAGUAAAGUAGAAGCAAGAAGUGAUGACCGUACCUCUUUCUUAAAGGAACAAGCACAAAAGAGAAUGAAAGAGAGAUUAGCUAAGUUUGGAUUAGAUCGCCGUAACACUGAUCGGGCUAAUCGUUCAAGACAUGGCACAUUCUCUACUGAGAAUGUAAUUACUAAACCUGAAUCUCCAUUCAUUCAGGAAUCGUCUUCUACUAGUUUAAGUAGUAAUAUCUCAGUAAAUCAAACUUCUGUUAAUAAAGCGACAACUUCUUUACAAGAUGAGUCCGAUAGCGAAGACGAAGAAGAAAGAAGGUUAAAAGAAGAGUUAGAAAGAUUAAAAUUAAAGAAAAAAGCUGAUAAACAGAAAAGAUUAGUAGAAUUACGUAGACAGUUGGCUGAAGCUCAAGAAGAAGAUUCCGACGAUAAAGAAGAUUCGACAGUUCCUAGAGCAAAUGCUCCAAAGUAUGCUUCAAAUAUUACACAAGUAUCAAAUGCAAUACCACCACAACAAACUUCUUGUAUUCCAUCGACUGCAAAUCUAUCAGCAACUCCAACCACCACUUUGAAUACUUCACCAUUGACUAAUACUACAACUGUAAAUUCUCAAUCAUCUUCUACACAAAAUAAAAACCAAUAUUUUGAAUCUACUGUUAAUAAUUCAACCACAUCUUUUGAUUCUAAAGCUGCUGAAACUCAAAGAAAAAUUCAAAGAGGUCUUGUCUCUGGAGGUGGGGAUGAUAGUGAUUGGUCUGAUGAUGACGAUGAUGCUCAAAAUGGAGUCGAAAACAGUAAUCCAACUACCAUUCCUGGUAAUUUUACCACACCAAUGAAUGUGCCCAAAGCCUCCACCACUGAACAAACUAUGAUAGUUAACAAUUCCUCUACAAGUCUAACAUCUCCACCGGGUCCGGUACCAAUAGCUCCACCAGUACCAAGUGUUUCUGAAACAGCAAGCCCAGCAGUCCCAAUUGCACCACCAGUACCAAGUGUCUCUGAAACAGCAAGCCCAGCAGUCCCAAUUGCACCACCAGUACCAAGUGUCUCUGAAACAGCAAGCCCAGCAGUUCCAAUUACACCACCCGUACCAAGUGUGCCAGAGAGUCAUUCUGUCACUAGUAUUUCUUCAUCAACUAAUACAAUGCAAGUCCCGCCAAUUUCAUCAAUGCCUGUAGUUACUGCUCCAUCUAAUUCAUUACCUCCACCUCCAGCUUUGCCAACUGUUAUGUCCAACAUACCAGUUAAUAACAAUAAUUUGAGUAGUUAUGAUAAUGACAAUAUUGACAAUAACGAUGAUGUUUUAUCGAUUCCGGAAUCAGUGGAUUCAGAUUCAGACGCUUCUGCCUCUGUUCGUCCUGCACCACCAAUGACGAUUCCACCACCACCUCCAUUACCAAAUAUGUAA